AUGUCGCCUCCUGAACUUCCCUACGUAGCGUUUGCCGCUGCCUUCCUCGUCCUCAUCACUCUGCCAUGGCAUUGGCGUGCUAGAAAUGUUGCAACUCUGGCUAUGGUUGCGUGGCUCUUUGUGAUUAACGUGAUAUACGGCGUCGACGCUGUUAUUUGGCAUCAGAGUAUCCUAGUGAAGGCAGUCGUUUGGUGUGACAUCACGAGCAGAAUUAUCAUUGGCGCUGGGAUUGCGCUUCCGGCUGCAUGCAUGUGCAUCAGCGUCCAUCUAGCCCAAGUCGCCUCUGCCAGUCACAUACAAAAUUCGAGAGCGGAUAAGCGUCGGAGACAAAUCAUUGAGCUUCUACUCUGUUUUGGUCUGCCUAUGCUUUGGAUGGGUCUCCAUUACAUUGUCCAAGGGCAUCGGUUCGAUAUAAUUGAAGACUACGGAUGUCGUCCGAACACGUACAUAUCCAUCCCUGCUAUAUUACUCAUAUGGGUGCCGCCUCUCAUCUUCUCACUUGUGACGGUCAUCUACUCUGGUAUGGCCCUAAUGUACUUCCUCCGGCACCGUAUGACGUUUGCUCGUCUCCUCGAGAACUCGAACAGCGGUCUCACGACCUCUCGCUAUCUCCGACUCAUGGCAAUGGCAUUCACCGAAAUCGUCAUCACCGUAGUCUCAUCGUCCCUGACACUCUGGUUCACGUCCCUCAGUCUUCGGCCUUGGACGAACUUCACUGACGUCCACUGGAACUUCUCGCGCAUCGACACGUACCCUACCGUCUUCCUGCCCGACAUGAUCCUCAACUACUACUAUGCGACUUGGUACAUCAUUCCGUUUUCGUCCCUCAUCUUCUUCGCGUUCUUCGCAUUUGGCCAGGAGGCGAUAAGCGAGACGCGCGCAUGCUUCAUGUGGAUUCGCAAACACGUGUUCGGGUGUUUCCCCCGAUCCGGCAGACUCGGACUUCCGCUCAAGGACAUAUCCGGCUUCAGUAGCAAGCAGUCGCCUAGGCAGUUUGUCUCACUGCCGUCCGCUCCGUGA
This is a messenger RNA of Dichomitus squalens LYAD-421 SS1, 1020 nucleotides long. Its product is annotated as fungal pheromone STE3G-protein-coupled receptor. The record is from RefSeq and is a predicted model, not a curated record. Gene Ontology annotation, molecular function: mating-type a-factor pheromone receptor activity. Gene Ontology annotation, biological process: G protein-coupled receptor signaling pathway. Bases 1 to 1020 code for a protein of 339 amino acids. The transcript has 4 exons. Gene Ontology annotation, cellular component: membrane. NCBI's taxonomy places the organism in Eukaryota, Fungi, Basidiomycota, Agaricomycetes, Polyporales, Polyporaceae.